Molecule: messenger RNA, 20039 nt
Organism: Porites lobata
Lineage: Eukaryota; Metazoa; Cnidaria; Anthozoa; Scleractinia; Poritidae
Source: the annotation of a GenBank genome assembly
AUGGAGGAAGAAGAUAAAGGUGGAACAUGGAAGCCUGUGGAAAAGGCAUCCCUUCUUCCUGCCACAAAACCACGUCCUGCACCUCGAAAACGGUCACAUCAACCUAAACCAGACAUUACUAUAGAGAAUGGAAAACCUGAAAAUAUUCCACCAAAGCCUGCUGUUCACCCAAAACCACGGAGACCACCACCUAAAGCUCCGAAUGUGAAGACACCUGAAACUGCGGGAAAGGGUGUUAUAUUAAUAAAUAAUAACAAUUUGUCAGCUGACAAGGAACCUCUAGCAAAGCAAGGAUUAGUUAAAAAAGCAAUAAAAAAUAAUGAAAUUCGUGUACCGAAGAUUGAAUCAUCAGUAAAAAGUGUAACUGAAUGUAAUGAUACUAGUAAUGGACCUGUUAAUGAUUCUGUGGAUGACCAGCAGUGGUAUGAACCAUUGAGACCAACAGUGAGUGGUUCGUCUUCAAGCUCUGAUGAAGGAUAUGAAGCUGUCUCUGUUCCAAGGUCAGUAAAUAAGUUUAUUUGUGGAAAACAUGAAAUGAUGGUUAUGUGAAGAACUAUCUUCACUGCCAGCAUGCCUGCAAAGUUGAAAAAUACACAAGAAUUAUUUAAUGCAGGCAUGCCAACAAUAAUGAUAAUAAUUUAAUUUUUCCAUUAUUUACCCUUGGCAGUAUUUAUAGCACUAUAUGCUAGUAGGACCAAGCAAAAGCCUGAAACAAACAAUUCAAAUUGAACUUAAGAGGGUUAGGAAUCCCAACUGGCCAGAGGCAAACCAGUUGGCUAUUUACAAGCAUGGCCAAGGACUCGAACUUGGGACUAUUGGAACAAAUCCAGCUAGCGGUCAGAGUGAGACAUCAACUCCUGCCUUCCGAUUUGCAAGUCCAGCACUCUGUCCACUCCGCCACCCUUCCUCCAGUCGCUGCACUUUAUGCCAUAAUUAACUAUCAAUUCAAGACAAAUGAACUGAAAAAUCUAGAGAAGUUGGUGAAGCAAACAGUUCAAGCCUUAAAGCCUUAUUAGAGUAGACUAGGAAUGUGCAUUUAUGUACUAUCUGUGAAAUAAUUAUAUUCCUAGUCGGUGGUCCUUGAAAAUCUAAUGUGGCCCUUGAACAGUCCUUGAAAAAUGGUUGCAAUUUUUUGUAUGAAACCUGAAUACACUCCUUGUUUUUUAAACAGUACAUGUAUGUCAAAUUUGUUCUCAGGUUAUUUAACCUUUGGUUGAAUUUUGAUUUGCUUUGUCUGCUAGGACUAGGAGACAAAGGAAAUAUAGAAUCAACCUAGGUUAAAUCAAAAUUAACGAAAACAAUUGGUGAUGCAUGACACUUUCAGUUUUACCAUUCACAAUUUUUUUAUUUUUUAAAGUAGGUUUUACAUGUAUGUACAUAAUUAUUAUGUUACAGGUCAAAUUUGAUUUCAGGUUAAAAUUUUUUUAACCUAGGUUGAUAAUUCUCAAUUUCCUCUGUCUUCCAGGGCCAUGAGACAUUGGAAAUUGAGAAUCAACCUAGGUUAAAUCAAAAUUAAUCUGAAAUCGAAUUUGACCUGUAACAUAUAUGUAUAUUGUCUUGAAUGUUUGCACCAUCUUAUGUGUACUAGUAGGCCGUAACCCUUCAGUUAGGCAAAAUUGUUUGAUUUCCAUUCUGAAAACCAAAGUACAACUGUUCUAAUGGUGAAGAUAUAGUGUUUGCAGUAAUAAUACCAGUUAUAAGUAGUACAUGUGUGUGUAAUCAGAUGAUGACAAGUGAAUUUAGGGAAUACGCAUGCAAUUUCAUGGGUUGUUUUGUCCAAAUUCUAAUAAUUUUCAAUAAUUUGCACCAAAAUAAAGGAGUAAUUUGUCACCUAUGAUAUUAUUAUUGUAACAUUAUUCCAAUUUUUUAAUUUUUCAGAGCCAGCAAAAUUACACCACCAUCUCCACGUAAAACAAGUGGAGUUGCUGGAAAUUCUAAUCAGGUUUCCCUCUCCUCCAAAGAAAGUGGUACAGAGCCUCAUAAAGCAAUCACCACAACAAGCAAAGCUUCUCCUCCUACAUCUCAUAAAAUAAGUGGGACAGGGCCCAAGUUUUCCCCUCCCGUCCCCCGCAAAGUUAUCAGUCAAGGGAGUAAAUUUUCCCCACCUACUCCCCGUAAACCAAUUGGUGUAGCAAGCAAGACCUCCCCUCCUGUCACACGAAAAAUUAGUGGCUUAAAAGUUGAAACAACUCCACCAUCUUUUCGUAAAGCAAGUGACACAAGACAGCCUGAGGCAGUUAAAGAUCUGAGCCCUAACACAUCUCCAAGAACUCUUUAUCCAAGUACUGCUAGUAACAAAUCAAAACCGUUACCUCCGAAGAAACCUCUUCCAUCACUGCCAAAAGAUUUAGCAUCUGCAGGACAAACUACAACAACUGAAGCAAAUAAACCUUCCGUGCCCCAAAAGCCACCUCCAGACUUAAGUUCAUCUUCCAAGGGUGAAUCAUCUGUUGCUGCUCUAGCACAAAAACUAUCAACCAUACCUGUAUUUCCUUUCCGCGAUAAUGGUUCAUCGCCACGACCUUCUCCUCAUCCUUCACCUAGGCCAUCACGUAGUCAAGCUUCAAAUUCACCUGGAGAUAAAUCGGAUUCCAAGCCUGCUUUAGGUUCAGUGAAACCAGCAGAGCCUGCUAAACCUAAACUUCUUCCUAAGCCUGGAGUUUUACCAGUAAAACCUCAAGCUGGUGAGUAAAGAUGAAACUUUUGGCAGUGCUUAAGUUGGUGAAGUAAACCGGUCAAUGUAAAAUGAUCCACCAGCUGACAUUUUGAGCUCUAGCAUUUUAUUGGAAGCAGUCAACCUGAUGAAGGGUUACUGCUCAAGCCCUCAGAGGUCACAAACGUUAGAGAAAUUACUUUGCUUUGACAAAACUAAGAAAGUAAAAAAAAAGUCAACUUUACAAUAGCUUUACGGUAGCAAAUUAAACAUCAUCAACCCAGUUGAUUUUCUCUCUCACUAGCACAGGCUCCCUUGAAUGUUCAUUUAAACUUAUUGUAAGAUGGUUGAAAACCUUAUAAGUGUUUUCAGCCGAACCGAGCCGAGUAUACAUGUACAUGUACUUUCAUUGGUUAGUACUGUAUUGAUAGCACUUCAUUAGUUACUUUAUUGCUUUCAUAACAGUGUGUGCUUUUUUACAUGAUCGUAUUGUACUUUUAUAUGACGUUUCCUUGUGAAAUCCUCAACAGGAAAUGAAGUGCAAAAGCAUCUGUUGGGAAGACCCAGUGCUCCUUCAGCAGAAGUGGUUGCUAGGGCGCGGUCUAAAACAGUCGAAAGUCUUGAAGAUAAUGACAGUGACACACCAUCAGAGACAUCUGGUUAGUAUGGAAAGAUACUUUAGAGUUGUAAGCUCUUUAAAAAUAAUUGAUCGAAUAAAGUUUUAGUACACAAAAUCAUAGCCCCCAAGUCAUUAAAGGGGCUACAUCUGUAUGCAUGUCAAAAGAAUAUUGCUGUUUUGGGUCAAUGCUGUACCGAGGCCAUUAAUGGUACUUAGCACCUGUACCCAUACACAAAAUGUUCCUCUAGAGUUUAUAUGAAGAAGAUAAUCAUUUAAAUUCCAUUUAAUAGGAGCAGAAAUUACUUUAACAAUUUUUUAUGCUGAUUUUUGCAGGCAUCGCAUAAAAACUUGUAAAACUUGGCCCAGUUAUUUAAAUCCAUGUCAAUCCUUGCCAUCUGUAGCAAUAGAUGGCAGAAAGCAUUUUCAGUACAUUUAAAUAUUAUUACUCAUACAUACAUGGACCAUUAUUUUUUGGAAUUCAAUGGAUGAGAAAAGACAUAUUUUAGCUUUUUGAAAAGAUAGCAAAUACAGUUGGUGUAUUUGCUAUCAUUCUUUUUAAAAAGCUAACACAGUGAUGUAGCUUCUUCCUCUAACUAUCCUCAUUCUUGCAUGUCAUUUACAGUUGUAGGGACUGAGACUCAGAAAAAACGGUUGGCAACACAAAGAAAAACUCUUCAUCCUGUUGUUAAUCGUUCCUCAAGCAAUGGAGUGCAAGCUAGCAGGAGACCACCACCCUUACCCCCAGGGGCUACCCCUGUUACUGAGAAAGCAACAGUGUUAAAAGGUCCACCUUUACCACCUGUGCCACGCCCAAGACCCGUCUCUGCUUAUGAUCAUACACAAGGGGGUGGUGUUAAACUUUCUGUCAGCAAGUCUGUUUCAAUGAGUGCAAUAUCAAAUGUUUCCUUAGCUGAAGGUAAUGGCACAAUGCUGCUUGUAUUACAAAGUUAAAGUCAGUAAUGCUUUUUACAAUAACUUAGCGAAUCCUUGCGUGCUGAUCGGUCGAGAGCUAUGGUCUAUGAGAGUAUAGACCGUGGAAAUAACGUAACAUGUCACACGAGAUUUUCUGACAAAGUUCGCAGGAAACUAAAAAUAAAUGUUAUUGUAAAAAACACAUCGACCACAAUUUUCCAUGGUCUACACUCUUAUAGACCAUAGAAAUGUUGCCAUAAAAUGUUCAAAACUUUGCAGUGAAACUACUCACCUGUGGCUCGUGGUUUCACUUGAGUUUUGAACAUUUUAUGAUAUCAUUUCUAUGGUCUCUAAGAGUGUAGACCAUGGGAAAUUGUGGUCGAUUUGUUAAGUACAUGUAGUUUCUCAUUGUUGAAUCAUUCUUGGUUCAAUAACAGAUUUUCAUGAUUUAAAUGACUCCAUAUAGCCCUUCCAAAUCAGCAGUUUAAUUGUGCUGGAAAUAUGCCUACACAAACAGCUGUAAUCACAUUAAUUUUCUGUUAUUUUGUGUGUGCACCGAUCCUAGUGACAUUUUGAGACAGCAUGCAUACAUUAUAUUAUGUUGUAUAUGUACAUGUACUUGUUUUUUUGUGCUUAAUCCGCUCCAUUAGUAUACAAGGUAUAUGCAGUUGUAUAAUUUAGAAGGUCAUACAUGUACAUUACAGUAGAGUGAUACAGAGGCAUGAAAAAGAAACAUAUAUGUAAUAGAAGAAAAAAAUACAGAAGACAAAAUAUGAACGAAGAAAGGCAAUUGUAAAACAUUGUAUAGUGAAACUAACAAUUAUGGCCCAUUAACAGGUCAUCACUGGCUUUUGACUUGACUAUGCUCUCAUAUGCUCUCUCCUUUUGCCUAGACCAAUCUCAAUACUCAUAUGCAUAUGAACAUGCAUUUAUUGGUACAAGUCCACCCAUGAGUGCAUCAUCAGCCCACAGUCCCGCCAAAGCUCCUACAGAUGAGGCAGGUGGUGCUUAUGAAACACCUGAUGAAAAUGUUGUCAAUGAGUUUAUGGAAGACAUUCAAGAAAAGAGAGCUGCUACUGCUGCGUACGAGACAGCAGAUGAACAGGCAAUGGCUGGGUUUGUGAGCAGCUUGAAGAGAAAACACACCUUGAAUGGACUCCAGUGUGGUAAGCACCAUAGCUUACAUUUUCACUGCUGUACUAGUGGUUGUUUAAUUGGGACAGAUCCAGAUAUUAGACACUAUUAUUUUGUUUACUGUUUAAAGAACUGUGAAAGCAUCUGUGUCAAAAGUAAGGCUCUAGAAGACACACUUAACUUUCUUAUGUUUCUGAAAAGAUACUUAGGUUUGGAAAUUGAAAUAUUCCUUACAAGUCAGCUACAGCUGUAAGUUUUAAAAUGAUCAGUUUUGCUCACUGCAGAGAAUUUCACAGUACCAAUACAAUACCAAACAACCAUAGCUUAAGCACGUUCUACAGAAAAGACAUGUUUAGGCUGAGACAAAUGGGGCAUAAUUAACAGAAUUAUUUUUGUUAUGUGACUGUGUCCAUAAUAUUAAAAAAGAGGGCAUGAUCAGUGAAGCAAAUCCUGUGUUCUGAUUAGCUGCUUGAAUCUUCAGUGUUCUCCCCUUAUCAGGCGGUAACUGGUAAAAUUUACCACUUGAAGCAACCCUUCUUACUGCCUGCAACCACGUGACGGUUUACUAAAAUUAAAAAAAGUAGAUUUUAAAAAAAGGAAGUGACAUGUACAUUACUGUAUGAUCUGAUCUGAUUCUCACAAAGAAAAUGAAUAAAUAUAUAAGGCAAAGUACUUAAGUAUACACAGCAUUUCAUUUUAUGGGGCACCCAUUUUGGAAAGAGAACAUCAAAGACAGAGUAAAAUUAUUGCAAUCAAAUGUUUUAAUUAAAUUAAUUGUCUCAAGAGAACAACAGCCGAUUUGCGUAAAAUACACAAUGUAGGUCUUAGGGAAUGACAUUUCAGAGAACUUUGCUCCUAAAUUUCCUAUUGGGGCAGGGCCAUGUCCCUCACUCCACUACUCCCUUCCCCCAGGGAAAGUGCAACUCUGGUGCAUAUUAAUUUUUUUGCCUUACUGGUCAUGAAUGGUCCCUUACCUGCUGAGCUAAAAUUUAGGGAGAACACUGGUUUUGCCAUCUCAAGACUGCCCAGUUUGUGCCUUGAGAAAAGAUUUUGUUUUGGUGAUAUAAUAAAUCCUUUAUUAAUAACCAAGCUUGCUCUGUCAAUAUGGAUGAAUGUUUGCCUUGUUCAUGUUUACAUUUGACUUUAUCUGAUCCCAGAAAAGUGUGGGGAAAAAAGAACUUGUCUAUUAUCCAGCCCUCUUGCUUGUUUCAUGCUUUCAGUGGAUACGUAUUGCUCCCAGGUGACAUUUCAUUUUUAUUGCACAAGAUAAUGUACUGAUACAACUGAAAGUAAAAAAAAUACAAACAAAAUAUAGUUGUUAAAAAUAGGUGAGCAAACGCAGCUGAAAUAGUUAAGUGCAAACUGGUUUAAGUAACUGUUAAUUUGUGUUUUGUUGUUGAUUCAUUAACAGACCUGAGCACAGAUGAAUCUGACUUUUCUGACAGUGAUCAUGAUUACACAGAACCACCAACUGACGAAAAAGAUGAAGAGGAUGGUGAUGACCACAAUGAUGGUAAUUCACAGUAACAUCCUUCCUAGAAAUUAUCAUUCAAUUAACCCUUUAAGUCCUAAUAUCCAAAUACAAAUUCUCCAAACUGGUCUCCAUACAUUUCCUUAAAGAAUGAGUUAAGAGAAUUUGAUAAAAGAUCAAGGUAUUUUCUCUUUGGUGAUCAUAUUAUUAAUUCUCAUAACCUAAUCUCUUAACAAUGUAUGGAUAGUGUUAGGAGAAUAAUGAUGUUGGUCACCAUUGGGACUUAAAGAGUUAAGGAUUAAACAGUGCAGAAACAACACAGCAGUAUCUCUGUUACAUAGUCAACUAUCUGUAAGACAAACAUAGGCAGUCUUAGUAGUGUUUACCUCUUGCACAUGUAGGUCAUAGGAAUAUGUUACAUGAAACCUGUAUGUGACACAAAUAGUGAGCCUGGGUUACCUGUGAUCGUAGAAGAAAGUUGACUGUAUAUACUGUUUAGUAUUAUCGAAACUGACCUUUACUCCAGAUGAGCACUGAUAAGCCUUUUCAGCCAGGUGAUGCUGUUUGUGUGCCUUAUUAAAACAUUUUUAUUUUUUAUGUUAUUUUUCAGCAUCAUCAGAACAUUCCUUCUCGUCAGAUUCCUCUCACGAUUACUGUGUUCCUCCAGAGAGCAUAUCUCCUCCUGAACCCCCAAACAAUUAUGGGGAUGUUUAUGAUGAGGUGGAUGAUCUUUAUGCAGAGGUGAGCUGUGUGGAAAAUUAUUUUCUUGUAAGUGUAUUGGGUUCCAGUUACAUGGGCAGGUAGAGUUUUUUGGGAAUUUACAGUAAGACAAAAUGUUUCAAAUUCUUGCUAAAUUCACAUGGAUGUGCAUCUAAAGCUGAUUUUCAAGCUGUUCUGACAAAGUGGAAUUACAGUGUAAUUACACUGGAAACUAAUUGCACUUUCCACUGGAUAGAGAUCUAUCCAGUUGAUAGCGCUAUCCACCCUUUGAACAACUGAGGCGAGUACUUUAACUUCAUCUUGGUCCAAACGUAAAAAAACUUGUCUUGACAUUGCACAUACAGCUCAAUAACACAUCUGUAAUGUUACCCCUUGCUGUAGUCCCUGUCAUGAUCUGACUACCCUUAAGUUCUACAUUGAACAUCUUUUGAAUUUAAGUAUAAUUUCACCUUCUUUACCACCGUAAAAUGGUUAUUAUCACAGGGUAUUUAAUUUUUUACUCUUUCAUAUUUCAUAGCCUAUCCACAAGUCAGAUGGAGAGGGAUUUUCUUCAGGUAAAGACAUUUUGUUAACAAUGGUUAUGUAAAAGGUUUUUAAAAAAUGGUUUAAAGGCUUGUUUAUUGUGGAACGUGCACUUAGCUUAUCCAGCUGGUUUACAGGCACUGCACUCAAAUACUUAGACACAAAUAAUGAUUCAAAUACAACAUAACGGGAUCAAAAACCCCAACUGGCGGGAGGCAGCCACUUGGCUAUUUACAUGUACAAGAGUGGGCGAAGAUUUGAACUCAAGACAACCAAGAGCAACUCCAGCAAUUCGCCAGAGCAGGACUCGAACCUGGGACCGCCGGAUUGCGAGUCCGACACGCUGACCACUCGGCCACGUUGCCUUCUUAUUAAAUGACUUAUUGCUGAGUAAAUUCUAAUUCCAUCCGUCGUUAUGCGAGCGAUAAAACAAACUCAGAUGACCAUGUAGUGUCAGAGAGUCUGGUUUGUUUACUCACAAGGUUGAUAACACAUUGGACGAUAUGACAAAAAACCUUUAAAAAAAUUGAGCGAUUAUUAAAUAUUACAGUGUUUGAUUAAAGUUUUAAAACCUAUUCAUUAUUAGAGCAUGAUAACGACUAGAAGGUACUUGCUUUGCCACAACAUCCGCCAAAUUUAAGGGCUUGUAAAAUCAUUUCUUUUCUGUCAAAAGAUCUCAGAUUUUGGAUCUGCACUUUGAAUUGAAUGAUAAAGUUUAUAGCUACAAUGUGCACGAAAACAGUUUUCGAACCUUGCACUAUAGGUGCGAUUUGUUUGCUUUUUCUCAGGCGAGCAAAGGCAAGCGGAAAGUGAGCAAGGAGCUUGACACACACCGGCAUGAUGGGCCCUCUUGACGUGUCUCUCUCUCUAUGCCUACUUUGAGCGUGCCUUUGCUCACCUGAAAAAUAAAAAAGCGCAUCUUCUGCAGGCUACCGUUAUUGUUUCAAGUACACUUUAACCGUUUUGUGUUCAUGUUUCUUUGUAGAUGAAGAAAGAGACACUUUUGCAGAAGGUUAGCAUUCUUGGCAAAUUAGUCUUUCCUGGCCUUCCAGGAUUUAUAUUUCUGCGAAAUUUAAUUAACUAAGGGAACAUCAUCCAGAGCUCUUUCUAUCUCCAUUUUAUGUUGGGAAGAAAACAAGGCCUAAAAGUGUGCCUGAAUCUUACCAUUUGUGUGAUGGAGGAAAUGCAAUGUAUACAGCAAAGAGUGCCUUGUUUCUCCGUUGUACUCUCUAUUCUGACUCAACAUAAAGGUUUCAUUUCAGUUCUUUAAAAACAAGUAAAAACGAGUGAAAAAAGCUUUGAGAGGUUCCUUGAAUGAAUACAGCAAAUUUUAAGUGAAAAUUUAAACUACCUAGAAUUUUACAUCCGUGAUUGCUUGGUUAUACGCAAGGCAUAGGGCUAAGUGGCGAGUUUUGUAGAAUCUUGUAGUGGUCCAAAAAUUAUACAAUAUUUCAAGUUUCAGAAUAGCGAAUACAUCUAUGAAGUAAAUGAGCAGCACAGUUUGAGUCAACAUGCCCCAUACAGUCUCUUUUUUUGUACAUGUAGCCAUUGCAUAACCUUUGCUUUUUCUGUCAAUUGUUUUAACAGAGCCCUUGUAUCAGGUCUAUACCCGGUGCACACUGCAGCGUCAGCGAAGCAUUAGUCGACAGCGCAUGGGCAGUGACAGCAGUGAUAAGUCACUAACGGAUGAUGAAGCCUUCUUGGAACAGCUAGAAAAAGGAACGCUGAGAAACAUGAGAGUGCUUUGGUGUGAAUUACCUGAGGUUUGUUGAUAAUUAUAUAGAUAUAAUAAUUUUCUCUUAAAAUUGAAAGGAAAUGUUAAGUAAAUUUAUUUUAACAAUAGUGGCGAUAAUCUUUGAGUGAAAGAGUUCAUGUUACCUUGGAUCAAUACAGCAAGAUAAUAAAUGGUAAAUAUUCAGUGGAAUACUUGAUACGUCAACUUUGGAUAAAGAGUUAGCUUACGUCAAUCAGUGCUUUUAUAGAGUCUGUAACAAAGCAAGAUUUAGAUGUCUUUGUAACCCUCAACUUUAAAAAUCUUGCUCAUCUUUUUAUAACCUUUUUUAGCAAUCAAUUUUAAGUAAUGUUUUUACAGUUUUAUUUUUCCACAUUUUGAAAUUUUUAGUGAAAUUUAAAUUCAUUUUUCUCUAAACGUAUCUAAUUUUGUAGGAAGUGCACAUAAAUAGUUUUUUCGAGUUUAAGUUAGUGCUCUUGCUUAGUAGGAAACCGUUAUCCAUCUAUCUACAUCUUAACAAUCUUUUGAAUAGAGGAUACGUAAGGGUAUCUUUAAGUAGAGUGAUUCAAAAGGUCUUUCAUGAUAUGCUCCUCUUCCGCAGGUCAAAGAAAGUGGCAUUUUAGACAACAUAAAACGAGAGGAACGCAAAAGACAAGAGGUAAGUAAUAUAAUUGUAUACAUGAAAUCAUUUUCUUGUCUAUGAAUCAAACGUUCAUUUAAAACAAGUUUUCACUGUUUCGUCGUAUAAAAGCGUAACAGUAUAAACUUUGCGAACUGGAGAAAGACUACAAAAUAUUGAAGAUUUUGUAAUUUACUGUCUUGUAGAUAGAGCACCUACAUUUUCGUUUUAGAGGUAUUUUUCACUGCACAAAGCACUUCUUAAGUGUUCGUUUAUGGUUUCAACAGUGUCUGUUGUCCGUCUUAGAGAUGUGUCCGUCUUAUAGUAAAGAAAACACUCAACUGGACCUGAGGUCUAACACUUGUGGAAUGCAGCUACUGUUCCAGCAGCUAUAAGUUUACUUAGCCACGCAUGUGCAGUACGUAUACCUACAAGACGAAUGAUGGGACUCCCGAUCAGAGCACUUAAAAUAGAAAAUUUGCUUUACUGUGCCUUUCAAUGACGUGCAACACAUGGUUAACUUCAUAACAUUCUUGCUUCUACUUUUGAUGACAACAAAUAUCAACCAAAAGAAAUGAUAAGCUAAUCACUUCAGUAUAAAAGGUCAUUUCGGAAUUCAAAACACCUCACUUUCAAAACGAGGCUAAGCGUGAAAAGGAGUUUCAAUUGCGUGAGAAUAAAAAGCCUCGCUUUGAAACAGAGGUUUGGGGCGACUUGUUAAUGGCCUAUUUAAGCAAUGACAAAGGGUCACUAUAGGACAUAGGGUCACUAUGUCUUGAGAUAUACGCGUUGGUACUGAAUCGUGGAAGUGAGAACUGUCAUUUGAACUAUAAGGUCGCAUAUUAUUAAGGAGAGUGCUUUAACUGUGUUGAUUGCAGGCAAUGUUUGAGGUGAUUACGUCAGAGGCAAGUUAUCUCAGAAGUCUAAAUAUUCUGAUGUCACAGUUCAUCAAAUCUGAAGAGUUGAACGCAGGCUCCUCGCUGUGUGUUUUAGAACGAGGCCAGUCACAUGUGCUGUUUUCUAAUAUAAAUUCCAUCAAGUCUGUCAGUGAGAAGUAAGUUAAUGCAGCCUCUCUGUAAUAACAGUUUUAUUAAACAAGUAAAGGGUUGAUGAUUCUUAGGCAUUUGUUUAACCCUUUAAGCCCUAAUAUCAACAUACCAAUUCUCCACACUGAUCUCCAUACGUUUCUUAAAGAUUCAAUUGAGAGAAUUUGAUAAACGAUCAAGGCAAUUUUCUCAUUGGUGAUCACUCUCGAGACUUUCGGAUAGUUCUUGCGUCUACACGAAAACCAUACCGGAUAGGGCUUCUGUUCACACUCAAGAACAGUGAUUUCGGCGCCGUUUCUGUAAGACUAACGGCGAACUCAUAAGUGAAGCGUCACAUAUCGGAUAGGUUCUGUGCCACACUUUGGUGCGGUGUUACGGGUUUUCGGACUGUGAAGGAGGUGAAUAUGAAAUUAAUUUUUAUGAGCUUCACCGGCUAAUUUGGUCACCAGGGUGAUUAAAUGAAGAAUUGCAGCCAUUUUCUUAAUCAGAUUAUUUUCGUUUCGUUGUUUGUUAAUUUUUAAAAAAAUCUUGGUUUUUUCUAUGUAUCACGACCAAGGUAUUUACCUAAACGAAUGUUUCACUUUGUGGUUGGAAUGUUUGUUGCUGAUCACUUGUUCGUUACCUUGUAGCUUUCUCCAGGCCUUGCGGGCACGCCAAAAGGAAGCUUUGGUUAUAUCAUCUAUCAGUGACAUUAUUGAACAGCACGUAAGUUGAACACUUUUUAUAUCGUCUUUGUUAGACUAAAAUACAGUUAAAACCCGCGACUAAGAACCUUGUUUUUAAGAACCUGUUUAGCCUAAAAUUUGAAACAGGUUCUUAUUUCCGUUCUAAAAAUAUCUAUAAAAGAAAUUCUCUACACUUGGGCAAAUAACAAAAGUCAACAUUGAGGAUCCUCUUUGGAGACAUAGGUGCCUUAAUUACUCCAACUCCAACUGCAACUGUAUACAAAUUUUAAAAUACGUAAAGAAUGAACUGAAUUCCUCCAAAUAUUCUUAGCUACAAUGUAUAUUUUUCUUCGGAAAAUAAGAACCUCUUUAAGAACCUAAAUAGCCUAAAUUUGAGCUUAUAACCAUUUAUGUAAGAACCUGUUUAGGCUAACUUGGAAAAAUGCAGGUUCUUAGUCGCGGGUUUUUACUGUAUUUACUUUCCUCAGCUCUGCAAUCAGAUCUGUUUUUCUUACACAUUAUACUUGUUUAAACUCAGCAAAGAAUGCCCAGUUUUUUGCUCUCCGAGAGAGAGAAAUCAGUUGUAAAAACUCAUGUGCUGUUCUUAGCCAACUGUCUCUCGUCAUGAAUUUGUAUCCCAUAACAGGCUACCCAGUACUUUGAGGUUUACGUCAAAUACUGUUCCAAUCAGAUCUAUCAGGAUAGAACAUUAAGAAAUCUAAGGUAAGCUGAAAAAACAGAUAGCGUUUGUAUUUUUUUAGUCAGUAGUCUCACCUUGCUAGAAGAGCCUUGCUUUCACUUGCUCGAUUUUGCCGUACUUGAGUGAGACUGCAUCAGGGUUCGUACAGGUCAUGGAAAACCUGGAACUGAGUCAUGGAAUCUAAGAAUUGCAUUUUCUAGGCCUGAAAGUCAUGGUAUUUAAUGGUCGGUCCUUGAAAGUCAUGGAAAAUUGAAGUUUUGUUUGGUAGAUUCGUUACUGCCGAUGACAAAUCAAGGACAAUGUAAGAUAGAGCGAAGUGACGGAACAGCGCAAACGGCACACAUUUAGGUGGACACCAGAGUUUGUGUCUGUUGAACUGUUUAAAGUCAGAAAUACCCUAAAACACAAAAGCUUUAAGAAUAAGUGACAGCUAAAGCUAAGGUCAUGGAAAAAGUCAUGGAAAGUCCUGGAAUCUGAGGAGCUCAAAAGAGUACGAACCCUGCCCCAUGAAUAGAGUAAGAUAUUGUUGAGCAUGCGCUGCUUGUUGCUAGGAUACAGCUUCAAACUCAGGCCUAAUAUCCGUACACUUGGUACAGCGGGCUCAGUCAUGACCACCCGCUUAACAAAAAACGGAUGUUCGCAGUCAAAGACCGGUUUGACGAAAAAACAAGAUUUACUCGUCCAGAAAUUCAGGUUUCGGUGACUUCAAAGAGUUGACGUGAUUCAGGCAGAGCUUUCUUUUCUCCUUCUCACCAAAAAAGCUGUACUCACAGGGUGAACCAGUCUAAAAACACUUGGUGCAAACAAGAACAACAAAUAUUAAACAGCCGUUAUUGUAAGAAGCAGUGGCGGAUCCAGACCCGUCAGAUGAGGGGGCGGGGGGUGGUCAGUCAUCCAGAUCCUGAGAUGGGGGGAGGGGUCCCAAAAAAGAUUUUUCAGCCCCUCGGUCCUCAGUUUGGUCUAAAAAUAAGGGGGGACUCGGGCCCCCCGGGCCCCUCCCUUGGAUACGCCACUGAGAAGCGUGAUCAUUUUUUUAAAGGUAACUACAGCUCUCGUUUUUUUAGUCGAUUAAUUUUUAUCUCUGCCAGGAUAGAGCUGUUAAAAUGCUUGUCAAGUUAAUACAAGGAUUUCACAGUGAAAGAUAGGGAUGUCAAUCGCCAUACAUGUUUUGUCUAACAAUUUUUUGUACACAAGAAAGCUAGUUCUGGUACCGCUCUCACUCGUUAGUGUCUUUCACGAGUGUCUCAAAGCCGCUAUUCGAACAUAAAUUUUUUGGCACUUUAUUUGAGUGUCAAUGUAUUUAGCACGAAAGUACUAAUUGGGGACAAUUUCUGCAGUUUGCUGUGUUGAGAACUGAACAUGGAGUUUUUUUGUUAUUUUACAGAAAGAGUGUGCGUUUUUCGGAGGCUAUGAAGAGACUACAAAGCAGAAGGGAAGUACAGGGUUUGACACUGCAGUCAUUUCUUGUUCUUCCCAUGCAGAGAAUAACGAGACUUCCUUUGCUUGUGAAUGUAAGUAUUUUGAAUAUCGAAUUCCAAAUUUCAUCAUCUCUACCAGGCAUUCACCACUGUAGAAAUGAGGAGUCUGAGCCGGGUUAAAUUUCGCAAAGACUUCUAGGACUGUUUUUAGCGAAGGAAAAUAAUGGGCCAAUAGCUCACCGGCGCGUCCCCAGCAGCGAUGCUAGAAGGCUUUGCGAGAUUUAACCUCGUCCAGCUUUCUUCUCGUUUCCUACAGUGGCAAAAUAGUCAUUUGCAAGUUGCACGGAAAGACUUGACUGGUAUCGCUAUGUCUAAAUGCACUACGGGAUUGUUUUGGAACGCAAGGUCAUCUUUGGUUGGUUGUCACAUUUUUGCGCAGAAAACUGGAUCAAAAUUCGUCCACUAGGACAGUUCCAUAGUGCAGUUCGAAACGCCACCGACUCUGUCUUCUGCGCGACCUCCAAAUGGCCGAUACCCUGGGUACUCCAAGGUCAAGUCAAAGUCUUUAACCCAGCAAAACUUUUCUUUCUUUGGGCAUAGAAGAUAGUUAAAUGAUGGAACUAUGCUGCGUUCAAGGGGUUAGGAAUUCGAUGCGGCAAGUUUUGGGAAAAGGUGUCUGACUUAGCGUGUCUAUUAUUUGUGCCAAUCCUGAGGUGAGAGUGUGGAAAUAACUGUAUAUUUGACCAAACCCACACGCUAAAGACGUUUCUGGCUCUCCUGGUGUUAACAAAUUUUUUGUUGACAUUUUUGUCAUUAUUUUGUACCUCUCUUCUUAGGCCAUCUGUCAACACUGUGAAGCUGGAAGUGAGGAGUUUAACAGAUCAAACCGGGCGUUAGCUGCUAUCAAUAAGGUGAGUAACACUGAACAAAAACUUCAUCUAAUUUUGGUUUUUGUCGCCACUUGUACCCCGUGGAUAUCGCGGAGAUGCCGCAUCGUCUUUCGCACUUCCCUGGUUUCGUUCAACAUGAUUAAAAAAAUCUUUUCUUUGACACCUUGCUGAUGAGUAAGGACAUGUUAAGAUUGUUGUUUCACGGACAUACGCAUUUAUUUCCAUUUUACCCCACUUCCUCGUCCCCUGUGCUAAAAAAAAAUAUUAUUUCCUUCUCAAACUCUUAACUUAUACUGCUCUCUGAGUUUGGGAUAUCUUCAGGACUCAAUGUAAUUGGAGGCUUACGAUGUGUAUUUUGUAGAUUGUAAAUGACUGCAAUGAAGGGGCAAGAAAAAUGGAACGAAUGGAGGAAAUCUGUGUUUUGCAAACACAAAUAGAAUUCAAAACAAAGGUUAGAAAACAGCUUGAUUGCUUAUUACUUAGGAUAGGAACCGAGCGCAUUAAAAAGGUUUUUGUAUGUAUGUUUGUGUGGUAUUUUCUGUUAUGUUUCACUCUUUGAUGUGAGUGGUUUUCAAGUAAUAAGACAGUCUAGUAAAAAGCGUUGUUUUUCGUUCAUUUCCGCCCUUUUUCUUAAAUAUCUAGCCAAGAUCUCAUUCAAUCAAAAAAUGACUCAAUUAGAUUGGAGUCCUUGGUUCAAUAAUUGUUUUAAAUUUUUCGAUGAUUUUUUGAAUGUUUUGAAUGUAUAGAGUGAUUUUACUUUACCAGUGAAACUGAGAAUAACAACUACUGCAAAAUAGCUACAAGUAAACAAAAGAAGACAAGGGAAUAGACCUUUUUACCGAUACGGCGGCCAUAUUGAAUUAAUUUUAAGGAAUAUUAUAGGAUGUCCAGGGGGCAUGAGCACAUUUCGUUUGCAUUUUCGAGCGCUUUUCGGGGCAUUUUUUCUUAAAGUUUUCUAAGAAUAAGGUUGUAAUGAGAAAAAAGAUCCUUGUGCCGAUGUAAUAAUGAUCGCCUUUUUCUAGUUUAGUAUUAGAAAUAUGGUCUUUCACUGUAUAUUUCUCGGGAAAAAGGCGAUCAUUAUUACAUCCAAACACGGCACAAGGAUCUUUUUUCCCAUUAGAAUCUUAUUCUAAGAAAACUUUAAGAAAAAAUGUCCCGAAAAGCGCUCGAAAAUACAAACGAAAUGUGCUGAUGCCCCCUGGGCAUCGUAUAGUACGCCUUAAAUCGAAUUUAUUCAAUAUGGCCGCUGUAUCGGUUAAAAGGUCUGUUAGAACAUAAUGGGCCUAAUUCACACGGUGACAAUAUUGUCCCGAGAGACUGAAAAAAUCUUUGUUUUACUACCCUCGACCUCGCAGUGAAAAACUUGGGAGCGAGGCUAGACAGGUAAAACAACGAUACUUUAGUCUCUCGGGACAAAAUGGCCGCCGUCUGACAAGGGCCCGUAGCGUGUAGUAUUCUAUUACCUAUUUCAUGGGUUAAGUAAAAUCACUCUAAAAAUUAGGGGGAGUGGAUUUUAAAUAUUUUUGAAAAUUGAAAAAUAUUGGAUUAUGGGGCUGUUAAAAAAUUAAAUCCCCCCCCCCACCCCCCCACCCCAAAACCACAACCAGCAGACUGCCCCCUUAAUUCUCAUCGAUGUCUAAUAAGGACCAAGGUAUAAUUUUUCAAAUAUCAGAAUAGCGAGAUGAACAUAACAGGAUAUAUAUACUUAGCAUAGUUGUAGUGAUGAAGUAUUCAAUAAUACUCACAAGUUGAUAACUCGUAUAUUUUUGCAGCCUCUCGCUUUAGCGACACCGUCUCGAUAUCUGCUCAGACGAGGUGAUCUUAUGCAAGUUGUGGAGGACUCCAAGAGCCCAUUAAAGAGACUAAAACCCAAAUUGAAAUCUAUUUACAUGUUUCUUUUCAACGAUUUGUUACUCGUGGCGAAAAAGAAAAGGUAUGAAAGUUAAUUGAUUGUUGCGGAUGCUUUAAGCUUGUUAUAAUUGUCUACGCGGGCUGUUGCAAGGGUCCUUCGUUCAAUUUUUUUGUCUUUGUCUUAGCGAAGUUGAUAAAAUCAAAGUCACAAGUUAGCUGAUGUUUACCGAGAUAUUUGCUUAGACUAAUAUUAUUUAAUUAUCGUUAAAGUUUCAUCUUUUGUUUUCCCUAUCAAGCUAAUCUACUAAUUUCUUAUCAGUGAGAAUCGGUUUCAAGUUCUGGAUUACGCCACACGUAACAUGACCCAAGUGGAAGAACCUCAGGAAUUGGAUAUGAGUUUAGAUCACGUGUUCUCGUUGGUAUUGUUAGAGAAUUCUGACAGUAAAACCAAGGAGUUCUUGAUGGCUGCCAACAGCGAGUAAGUAGUUCUAAUAUUAUGUGUCACCUGAUGUUCACUUUUUAAUUUUUGUUAUACACAGUUGUCUAAUUUCUUCUUAAAGGAAUUUUGUCACAAAAUUUAUCAAGAUUCAAACACUAGAAACGCCACCAAACUGAGUGAAACAUAAAAAUAACCUCUUAAAAGAUGACACAAAGGGAUAAAUAACACAGAAAGUACAAAAGGAGGCGCGGAUGGGCAAACUAAGUAGGGUGGGGAAGGGGGGGGGGCGAGCGGUCUCCAAAAAACCUUUUUUCGACCCUUCGGGCCUCAGUUUGGUCUAAAAAUAAGGUGGGGGGGGGGCGUCCCCUGGAUCCGCCACUGUAAUUCGUAGGAGACAUGUUUGCUUAACGAGGAGCUGGGAUCUGUCAUUCGCAUAUAAUUUCUCAAGUUCCAUUGCGAAUGAAGUCGCAUAAUUUGGCAUUGUUAACAAAAUGAACUCAGACAAUCGUGAUGAGCCCCUUUGAGCUCAAUUUCCUCCGUCCUUUUUGGGUGCCAAUAAUUUUUUUCUUCGGCCUUUCAGAACGGACAAAACGCGUUGGAUGGAAGCGUUCAAACCGCCAGCCGCCGAGCAAGAGGGCGAAACCGUGUACGCAUCUUGGGGUAAGGACAGUGUUAUGAACUGAAUCCUAAAUAUCCUAUGAGAAGAAUACACGUACAACAUAGCUUGCAUAACAGGCGCCUCAUGAGCUAAGCGAGGUGAAUGGGCCCUUCGCGUGAAGCGCAACACAGGCGUAAAAAACAAAAACGAACAAAAGAAGCAAGACUGAUUUUACAGUCGGGAAUAUAUAUUUUUUGUUACCAAAAUUUCGAAAGCCAGGCACGGCCUUCCUUCUUCAGGGUCCUACAUGAUUGUAUGUAAGACCCUGAAGAAGGAAAGCCGUGCCUUCCUAAAUAUUGGUCACAAAAAAAUAUAUACUCCCGACUGUAACAACAGCAUUGCUUCUUGUGUUCUAUAUUUUAAUUUUUAGCUGAUAAGAUCCUUUAUUAGGAUCCGGUCCUUUUAUUUUAGUUGUAACGUUGGUCCUUGCUUCGAAAAUUGAAAAAAAUUAGUGUUUUUCUCUUUUCCUUCCUCUCUGAUGUCUCGCGCUUCGCACUCGCGUCCUUAAACUGAGGGCCUGAUCGCCCUCAGUAACGAUUACAAGAGAGCGAUUGUCAGUUAGUUAUGUAUUGAUUGGCCAAAAAAAUAUCACGUUUUCUUCCCAACCAAUCAGAAAUGAAAGCUUUCGAGACGUGCGCCUCCCGUUUUCCCGCGCUUCCAUGCAGUUGGUUUUAUGAUUUCUUUUUCAGUCACAAUUCGACUCUGAUUGGAAUUUUUUUGUAAAUACCGAUUCUGUUGUUUCUACCUGUCAGGGUGGUUCGAAGAGAAAAUGAACUUUCCUGGCUUAAUUUUUUUGAAAAUUCAGAGAUCACUGUAAACGCAUUAGCGGAAAACGAUGAUGAUUAAUUUUCAUGCAACAUUUGUUUCAUAGAUUGCCCUCAAGUAAACGCGCUUCAUAACUACACUGCCCAACAGCCAGAUGAACUAUCACUUUACGAGGGUGACGUCAUUAAUGUGCUGAAAAAACUCCCGGAUGGUAAGUGAACUUAUACACAGCCUUUCACACAUGCACAAUUCAAAUUAGCCUGCGAGAAGGUUCUCUUCCCCCCCCCCCCCCCCCCAUCCCCCAUCCCCCAUCCCCCAGAGAGGUUUCUAGACAAGACAAGACAAGACAAGACAAGGCUUUAUUUGGAGUCUUAUACAGUCCUAUGUACAUCGACUUUAUCCAAAUAAUUUAAAAUCAUAACACAAAUUGCACACUAGUGGAACUAUAAUCAAUGUUAAGCUAAAAACUAUCAACACAAAGUAUCCGCCAGCCUUGCUUCUACUUUCAGGCUAGUUUGUCUUGCAUACAACUGUAACUUGGCCUAUUGCAAGUUUAUCCCAUUUUGCGAACCUUCUGGGGAAGCGAAAUGGGUUCGAAUCAUUGAAAAGAUCGAAACAUAGUGGGUCCUCAAUCUAAUCUAUUUUCCAUUAUUCCUACCAACUUACUUUGUCAAAUGUAGGUGAAUCCCCUUGAAGUUGAAUUCCAAGAGACCAUAUCCAAGUCCAGAAAGGGAAAUAAAAUUUCGUCGUUGCUAGUUUACGUUCUCUAUAAAACGCGAAAUAAGGCACUCGUGCAAAAAAGGCACAGAAAUGUACGAAGAAGUGUGAUGCACGUGCAAAGUUGUUUUUUGACUUAUUAAACCUUUUUUUUUUUACGUUCUCGAUGCGGUCACGUCGUUGGAUAUUAAAGUCCGUAUUGGCUAAUUUUUUACCCUGUCUCCUGUUACAAUCCCAAAAGUCUUUGCGAAAGUUAACACGGCCCAGUCUCUUUCUCGUUUCUUUAGUGGCGACUUGUUACAAAAACUCAAAGUUUAUUUAUUUAAUAUUCUAUUUCUUUUCAGGUUGGUAUCAUGGCGAGAGGUUAUGCGAUGGAACACAAGGCUGGUUUCCCGCCAAUCACACUGAGGAAAUUCUUAACGAGCACGUACGUGCCCGCAAUCUACGCCAGCGGUAUAGAUUGUUAGCAGCUUCAAAGCAUUUGAUUGGUGGAACACUGAGAUUAUGA